AUGGCCUGUUGUGAUUGGCGACGAGCUAUCGGAUCCCAAGAUGCUAUAUUUACCGGGGACAAAACACCAGAAGAGGCUCGUCUAGAGCGAGAAGGAUGUAUCAGGAAUCUCCAAGUGUUUCGAUACAAUCUCGACCAAAAAGAGUCAAAGGUCCAUGAUCGUGACGCCUUUGCCGACCUACUCCACUACGAAGAGGAGCUGCGAAGGAAUUGUCAAGCGGAGAUUAAGUUACGACAGAAAGGGAAGAAUGAUCCGAGUUUCUGGGGCACUGGCUCUUCAAGCUUUGAGGACGAGAUGAGCACACUCUACCAAGACAAUUGGAUGUGGACACGAGCCUGGUGGUAUGCCCGUGGUUGGAUAAUUGGUAAUUCCGGGCCCUUACAACGGGCAUUUGAGUUAUGGAGAUCCAACUCUUCGUGGUAUAUGCAUCUAGUUCUUGUUGAAGACUGCAAGUCUAGAGGCGGGUGUUGUGGUCGUGAUUGUGGAUGUUGUCUUGAUUCAACGCGCAAAUAG
This is a messenger RNA of Penicillium concentricum, 513 nucleotides long. RefSeq lists its product as uncharacterized. NCBI's taxonomy places the organism in Eukaryota, Fungi, Ascomycota, Eurotiomycetes, Eurotiales, Aspergillaceae. Bases 1 to 513 code for a protein of 170 amino acids. The transcript has 2 exons. The record is from RefSeq and is a predicted model, not a curated record.